GACAAAAAUUCAGCGCUUCAAGAUUCGCGGUCGCGGUCCUCCCUGAAUUAAGGAUAAAAGUGAAUUAUAGCGGUUUAGCAAAAUGGAGAAAGAGAAUAAACUGAACACCACGGAUAGCGGAAGGAAGACGACAGCACGCGGAGAUCUACAGUCACUUCCGACGAGGCAAUAUUUGGACCAAACCGUAAACCCGAUCCUGCUGCAGGGGUUGAAGCUGCUGGCGAAGGAGCGGCCCCAGGAUCCGGUGCAAUACCUAGCGAAUUUUCUCAUGAAGAACCGAAAUCGCGUCGACGACUCCAACGGAAGUGCGGAUGAUGCUCAAUAAAUAAAGCUACUAAACAUUUUACAACACUUUUCCGUUUUUGCCUUUUGG
Molecule: messenger RNA, 373 nt
Organism: Anopheles darlingi
Lineage: Eukaryota; Metazoa; Arthropoda; Insecta; Diptera; Culicidae
Product: protein dpy-30 homolog
Exons: 1
Coding region: 83-325 (80 amino acids)
Cellular component (GO): Set1C/COMPASS complex
Source: RefSeq, a predicted model, not a curated record